UGGCUCUGUAGUAUCGACAUACAGAGCCUUUUUACUUCAAUACCCCAAGAUGAGGGGAUUAAAUGUGUGGAGGAUGCUCUCUUGGAAACUAAUUUGUCUAACUCAUAUGUUUAUUUCUUAAUUGACUGCCUUGAAAUUGUAUUAAAAAAGAAUUAUUUCAAAUUUGACGAUCUUUUCUAUUGGCAGAAACAAGGGACGUCGAUGGGUUCAGCGGUCGCCCCAUCCCUUGCAAAUUUAUUUGUAUAUGAUUUGGAGAAUAAAUUAUUUCUGAGAGAGCCAUAUUUGCAGUAUAUUAGAUGCUACUAUAGGUAUGUGGAUGACAUACUGAUCCUUUGGGAUGGACCGUUAGAGGCAUUUAAUAAUAUGGUGGAUACUGCAAAUGAGGCCCACAAUACAGUCAAAUUUACCAGUGAGUCAUCCAACCAAACUAUUAGUUUUUUGGAUGUACAAAUUAAAAUAGAAAAUGGGGGCCUAUGUACAGAUUUGUAUCGGAAACCAAUGGACCGAAAUAAUCUCCUCCACAGUAAGAGUUUCCAUAACCCACGAACACUGGAUGCGAUCCCUAAGGGACAAUUUAUGAGAGCCAAGAAGAUAGCAUCCAGUGAAGUGGGUUAUAAACAUGCAAGUAGCGAUCUGACAGAAAGGUUUCUGCAAAGGGGAUACCCCAAAGGUAAACUUAAAGCAGUGGUAGAAGAGGUGAAAGGGAUGGACCGUGCUGCUUUAUUACAGCCCAAACAAAAGCAGGGUGAGACGGAUAGAUUAACCUUCGUAAGUACAUACGACAAAAGGAGUAAGAAGGUAGAAAAGAUAGUGAAACAAUAUUGGCCACUUCUGCAAACUGAUGCUAUCUUCGGAAAUGUUUUUUCGAAUCCCCCGCGGUUCUCGUAUAAAAAGGGUAAGUCAAUAAGAGACACAUUAUGUGCCAUUUCAAGAGUGGAUAAUAGCAAUACUGUGUUUAAAGGUACACCAAAAGUAGGCACAUACCCGUGCAUGAAUUGCAACUGUUGCAAUUCCAUUAUAAAAGGACCUUGUAUAAAUCAUCCCAUUACAGGUGAGGUAAUCAAACUAAAGUCAUACGCCACAUGUAAAACCAGCCACGUAAUUUAUGCUCUGAAAUGUCCCUGCGGGAAAAUGUACGUAGGGAAGACAAUAAGGUCUGUCAGUACUAGGAUAAAAGAGCAUAAAGGCAAUAUACGCAAUUUUAAAAAUGACACCUAUACUGACACUCCUGUAGCCAGACAUUUUGAUACUGUAAAACAUAAUGUAUGUCAGCUAAAGUGGAUAGUGUUAGAGACAGUAGCAAAACCCAGUAGAGGAGGUGAUCAUAACUUGAUACUAUUGCAGAGGGAGGCCAGAUGGAUAAAGCGCUUGGAUAGUGCUUAUCCGAAAGGGUUAAAUGAGCAGUGCAAUUUAUCAUGUUUUCUUUAAUAGUAAUGGCUUGUCGUCCUUUGUUCCCAGGAAUUAUAACUAGAUUCCAAGUUGUAAUGACAUGGAACUCCUGCUGCAUUUACAUAUGGGUCUUUUACAGGUUAGGCGGAUUGAGCAGUAACCUGGUUUUAACAUUAUGUUUCAGUGGGAUUUCAACAUGUAUUAUAUGAAAUAAUGUGUGUCACUUUUAAUAGCUAGAUGAAUUGGGUCACAAUAAGUUUUUACAAUAUUUA
Messenger RNA from Xenopus laevis (African clawed frog), 1661 nucleotides. RefSeq lists its product as uncharacterized. The record is from RefSeq and is a predicted model, not a curated record. The coding region runs from base 202 to 1428 and encodes 408 amino acids. The transcript has 2 exons. NCBI's taxonomy places the organism in Eukaryota, Metazoa, Chordata, Amphibia, Anura, Pipidae.